Messenger RNA from Stomoxys calcitrans (stable fly), 681 nucleotides. RefSeq names its product probable trafficking protein particle complex subunit 2 (gene Trs20). The record is from RefSeq and is a predicted model, not a curated record. The transcript is spliced from 2 exons. Bases 71 to 490 code for a protein of 139 amino acids. Gene Ontology annotation, biological process: endoplasmic reticulum to Golgi vesicle-mediated transport. Lineage: Eukaryota; Metazoa; Arthropoda; Insecta; Diptera; Muscidae. Gene Ontology annotation, cellular component: TRAPP complex; nucleus; cytoplasm.
AGCUGAUUAUAAAUUAGUUUGUUUUCUAUCCAGCAGUGCAGUUUUCCCAUUUUCCAGUAGGAUUACAAAAAUGCCCACUUUUUAUUUCGUUAUUGUGGGUCACCAAGAUAAUCCCAUCUUCGAAAUGGAAUUUACUACCGUCAGCAAAGAAGUCAGAAAAGAAGAUCACCGCCAUCUAAGUCAAUUCAUAGCUCAUGCUGCUCUAGAUUUGGUGGACGAACACAAGUGGAAAACCCCAAGCAUGUAUUUAAAGUCCAUCGACCGUUUCAAUCAAUGGUUUGUGUCAGCCUUUGUGACUGCUAGUCAGAUACGAUUCAUAAUAGUACAUGACCAGAAGAAUGAUGAGGGCAUAAAGAAUUUCUUUAAUGAAAUUUAUGAAACCUAUGUUAAGUAUUCCAUGAAUUCCUUCUAUAAAAUCAAUACACCAAUUAAAUCACCAACAUUCGAAAAAAAGGCUCAGUUAUAUGGGCGAAAAUAUUUGUUAUCUUAAAUGUGGGAGUUGCUUAUAUGUAUAUAUGUGUGUACCUGCUGUUAUGUGAGGUACGUUUUAUUUAAAUUUAUAUUAUUACGAUUUAUUUUAGUAAUCUAUUUAAGGUAAUUCAAUUUUGUACAAUAAAACAAAAAAACUUACAAAUGUUAAAACCCUUAAAGAGUAUAAUAUAAAAUUUAUGUUACAAUGCA